ACACUGGACCCCAACACGGCCCAGAGACACCUCUCUCUGUCUGAGGACAACAGGAAGGUGACGCGGGUUGGAGAGGACCAGUCGUAUCCGGAUCACCCAGAGAGAUUUGGCUCCCAGUACCAGGUGUUGGGUAGAGAGGCUCUGACCGACCGCUGUUACUGGGAGGUAGAGUGGGAAGGAUGGGUUGUGAUAGGAGUGACAUACAGAGGAAUCACAAGGAGAGGAGGGGGUGGUGACAGCAGGCUUGGAGGGAACAACAAGUCCUGGAGUCUUUAUUGUUAUGAUGAUCGUUACUCUGCCUGGUACAACGGUACAGAGACAGACCUCCCUCUCCGCCCCGCUGGCUCCACCAGAGUGGGAGUGUAUCUGGACCGGCCUGCUGGCUCUCUGUCCUUCUACAGAGUGUCCCCAGGUGGAGGAGGGUCCUCAGACACACUGACACACCUCCACACCUUCUGGUCCUCCUUCACCCAGGAGGACCUCCUCGCAUGGAGACGCCUCAGCCACAGCCCCUCCACCCCCUCAGCUGGAGGGGCACAGCUCCAGGUCAUAAAGGGUCUUCGUCGGGGCCAGUCCAAGGUGGUUCUGAUCUGA
Gadus morhua (Atlantic cod) is the source of this 594-nucleotide messenger RNA. Its product is annotated as stonustoxin subunit beta-like. The record is from RefSeq and is a predicted model, not a curated record. The transcript has 2 exons. Gene Ontology annotation, molecular function: protein binding. The annotation marks the transcript as partial. NCBI's taxonomy places the organism in Eukaryota, Metazoa, Chordata, Actinopteri, Gadiformes, Gadidae.